This is a messenger RNA of Paralichthys olivaceus (Japanese flounder), 3869 nucleotides long. The record is from RefSeq and is a predicted model, not a curated record. NCBI's taxonomy places the organism in Eukaryota, Metazoa, Chordata, Actinopteri, Pleuronectiformes, Paralichthyidae.
GUGCAGUAUCCUGGUUGCCAUGGUUACGCAGCGACAUGUUAGCCUGACUGCCUGAGGUCGCGACAAGAAGCCGUAGUUUUAAUAUUAUAUUAAAAUGGACGUCAUUGGAAGUUUAGAAGUCAGGGGGAUUCAAGGUUUCACAAGCAGCCCCAUCGAGUUUGUGGACAAUAACACGAUAUGUUACACAUGUGGGAAUCACAUCUGUUUCCUCAACCUGAAAACUAAAUCAAAAAGUUUGCUCCAGGGCCCCGGCAGAGGCAUUGGUGCAUUCACAGCCAGAGGCACCAGUGGGAUUUUUGCCUUUUCUGAGCAAAAUGUGUCCCCAUCUAUAUUUGUGUACGCGUUCCCCGAGCUUCACAUGAAGAAUGAACUCAAAGGAAAAGCACAACUGGACUACACAUCUCUGGCAUUAAGUGAUGGUGGCCCUUAUUUGGGCUGUUGCACUUCUCUUCCAGACCACACCAUAACAGUGUGGAACUGGGAAACUGCCGAGCCAGUCUGCACACAACCACAAGCCGGGAAAGAUGUCAUUUCUUUGGUGUUCAACCCAAUGAAUUGGCUUCAGCUUUGUGCUCUGGGCACUGCAUCCAUUACUGUGUGGAAUAUUGAGAAGAGUGCCAGCCUCCAUGUACUGAAACCAUGUGUGGUUCAACUUCCUGCAAGUGAUGGAUCCUUGGCUGAGAGAUUGGGGCCCACCUCUUAUAACAUCAAGGGCAACAAGGCAGAUACCGUUGUGACAAAACUCACCUCUGGAGCCAGACUGACUCCUAGUGCCAUCUGCUGGACAACCACAUCAGAUCUCUUUGUGGGCUGUGCAGAGGGAUUUCUAUUCCUUGUUAAUCCAGAGAACCUCUCUGUGACUGUCCUCUUUAACCCCACAACUCCGGAUGUUGCCCCUGAUCUCGCUGAUCUUAGACAGAGCAGCUUUCAAGGUUUAACCCUUAACAAGAAUGGUGUGAUCGCUGUAAUGAAGGACAGUGUGGUGCACUGUCUGCAAAUCAAAGGGACUCAGAUUGACAUCACACAAACGUGGCAGAUAGAAGGAACUGCCACAACUGCAAUCUACUCCCCUGACUAUGAAACAUUACUUCUAUCUUCCAAUACAGGGCAGAUCUACAUGUUGAAUUCGACCAGGUCAGACAAGAUUGAGAAGGUCCUGGACAUCCUCAGUGGGAACUUUGUGGCAGCAGCUUGGUCGCAUUCUGACAAGAACAUUUGUGUGUCAGUGAGGGAUUCUGGAGAACUGCAGCUGUGGACCGUAGAUGGCAUGUGCCGUGGUUCCCUUCCUCUUCAAGCUGAGGUGACCAGUGUGGCCUACUGUCCUAUUGCGCAAUAUGCAGCUGUAGGAACUAAGUCAGGAAACGUCCUCUUUGUUGACCUGAACAGGGAGCAGGAGCCUCGCCUGGUGCACCAGGUUCAGCUCUACCACUCUUCCGUGGAUCACCUGGUUUUCGAUCAAGAGGGGCACCACCUUCUAACUGGAGCUUCAGAUUCAAAUAUCUAUGUAAUAGAUGCAAAGCCAUCAAAGAAGUUUCCAAUCAUAGGAUACACAGUUGUUCCUGGACCCAUUUUGUCACUUUCCACUCAGUGUGUCAGAGAUGGUGAACAAGUGAAAGCCCUUGCACUGUGCGCUCGACAGGAAGGAAACAAGCAUGACAGUAGUCUGUUCACACUGCCUGCAAAAGACCUUACAGGCCCUGAUGGUGUAGACCAACAUGGUUGUCCGUCUCCUCACGUUCUAAAAGGCUCAAUGAAUGAAGUGUCUCAUCCACUUGAGUCAUGUGUUCUGGGAGUCAGCAAGAUCUUUUCCUACUGCCACAGGAAGAAAACUCUUCAGCAGUUUCAGCUACCCCAGGUCAGCAGUGGAGCAGAGACUGUUGAUGUUUUGGAGCAGGAUGAGAGUUCUAACAUCCUCCUGUCUGCUCCACCUUCACACCCCACCUGGCUGGAAGGCAGACAAGAUGCGGUGAUGGAAGAAGAAAAUCAGAAAUAUUCUGAGAUAAAAGAAAACCUGAGGAAAACCAUUGAGGAGUUACGCAACACUAUCCAGGAGAUGAGGUGUGAAAAUGAGACCCUCCCAGCUAUCGAGCGUCUGGCACAACAGGAGUUUAACCUGGAUGUUGAGGAUCAGAGACGUCAAGCGGCCGUGGUGGAGCAGGAGGUUACAAGGGUGAGAAAAGAAAUUGAGUGGGAGAUUUUGGUGAAAUGUUACUUCCGUGAUGUCCUGAAGAGAGCGUGUUGGGAUUCAGUGAAGGUCAAGGGACGAGCCAUUAAGUCAUUUCACUCUGAACAUGAGGUGAAGAAUUAUCCUCUGGAGGAGCGAAGUGAGAAAGAGGUGGAGGAACUUCGCAGGGUUGAGAACAUCAGGAAGAUUGAAAUGGCUGCCUGCACCCAGUGUGACCUAAAGAAAUGUUCCAAUACAUCCAGCUCGAAGGAGGAAGAGCAGGGGGAGGAAGACCAUACAACUGAGAAUGCUGCUGUUACAGGGAGUUUCUCCGCUCAGUUGGGAUAUUCAAACCCUUACAUCUACAAUCAGUUCAGCCUUAAAACCACAGAACAGAGGAUCAACCAGUUUAUUCUGCUACAGGAAAAGCUUAAGAUCGCCCAUCUUGUCUGUGCAGUACUCCUAGAAGAGGAGAUGAGAAAUCGAGAGUUGGAGCUCAAGCUCGAACUUGAAAAACUGUUGGCGCACAAGGAUGAACUUGAGGAGAAGGUGAAGUCCUGUGAAGAAGAUGUAGAACUGUUUCACAAGGCCUAUGACACCGUCGCAGCUGAGGACAAAGUUCUUGAUAAAGAAUUCAGGAAGGAGUUCUAUGAUGUACCUGCGCAAAUUGUGGAUCAUUUGUAUAAGCUCUUCAGACGUAGACCCAGGGUUCAAAAGUUGAGGACUCAGACUGACAACAACCCCAACCCGUUCAAAGAUCAGCAUCUGAGCAGCUCUCAGGCUUCCGAUGCGCUUGACAAAAUGCUGAAGGCCAUGGAAGAGCUGGAUGCUCCGGAAAAUAUACCACAAGGCUUGAACCCAUCAAUCUGGGAGAGAUUCUGUCUUUUCCGCAGAUCAAAAAUAGAGAGCGAGCAAAAGGUAAAAGUAAAAGCUUUGGCUCUUGCUGAGAUGCAGGCAUUGUUACAGAAGAGGAGAGAUGAGACUGAGGCUGCUGAACAGGAAAUUAAAAAUCUCUCAGACCAACGUGAAAGUCUUCAUAAGGAGAAGAACAGUUCCCUGAUGGACAUCAUGGUCCAGAUGGUCCUCAAACAGAGUCAAGUGUCCACUGCAGAUGUGACAGCUGAGGACUCUGACUACGAACUCCUCCACAGGAGUGUGGUGGAGGAGCUCAACAAAACCAUCAGGCUUUUUAAUUUGAGUUUCAUAAAUGUCAGUUAUUCUUUUCUAUUUCAGUAUCUCACCAAGACAGCUCGAGCAGGUUGUACAUCCAAGCAAGUUUCCAUCCUGGAGAAAACAAUCGAUUUACAGAAAGAGACUCAUCAACACAAAGUGCAGAAUCGCAUGAAGGAGAUUGAGCAGCUCAACAAGCAGGCAGCGAUGAAAGCACAGAGCAACAAAAUCAUAGAGCAGCAGCUCCCUGACAUGCAGGUGACUGUGGCGGAGAGGAGACACAUCAAUGAAGCAGCAGAGGAAAAUCAGGAACCCACAACAGAGGAGAGCUACUUGGAAAUCCCUCAGAAGAAGCAUUUGAAGGAUUAUGCUAGAGCCCAGGGAGAAGAUCUGGUUGUUCUCAGGGCAGAACUUGAGCGUCUGAGAAUGAGGACCUUUCCUUCUCUGGAUGAGCUGAAACACUGAGCAAAACCUUCUCUUUAACAAUAAACAGGGUUUUAUUCACACUUCUCUUCACAAGUAAACUGAACAUGAA